Molecule: messenger RNA, 7617 nt
Organism: Onychostruthus taczanowskii (white-rumped snowfinch)
Lineage: Eukaryota; Metazoa; Chordata; Aves; Passeriformes; Passeridae
Gene: SDCCAG8
Product: SHH signaling and ciliogenesis regulator SDCCAG8
Exons: 19
Coding region: 198-2378 (726 amino acids)
Biological process (GO): neuron migration; centrosome cycle; tube formation
Cellular component (GO): centriole; centrosome
Source: RefSeq, a predicted model, not a curated record
CGUUGCUAGUCUCAGCUGCGGCGGCCGACGGCAACGGUCGGCCACCAGGAGCCGGAGGGAUCCCCGCAGGUGGCUCCUCCGAGAGCCCAGCGCGGGAAGGUAGAACGGGCGGAACCACUGUCCCCCAGCCUCGCCGCGGGGAGCCCCCGUUGCCGGGGGACAGCGCCGGCUGCUCGCCGGCAGCCAGCGGCGCCCUGAUGCGGGCGCCCCGCGGGGAGCGCGCCCUGGAGGAGUCCCUGGAGCGGUACCAGAGGCGCCUCCGAGAACGUGCCAGUGAAAGCAUCUCUCAACUGAAACAUGCCUUGGCAAAAGGUGAUGGCACAGGAUUUGACCAGUCCUCUGUGGAUGAGGGCAGUGACAAUGCAGACACGGCCAAUGAUGACUGUGAGACUGCAGCCAGUCAGGAACUGCAGCACAGUCAUGCGGUUAACCAACUUAAAAUUUUGUUGCAACACCAAGAAAGAAUGGAAAGUGAAGAGUCUCCCUCAAGAAGGAAGAAUUCAUUCCAUAAGCCCCCAGAAGCUGUGCCUGAAGACUUACCAGCCCUUUUCGAUCUUGUUCCUAUAAUCACCGAUCAGUCACAAUACAUUAAACAUUUGGAAACAGAAGUGAAGUUUUACAAGGAGGAGUUGUGUGGGGUGAAAGAUCAAGAACAGGCAAUUUUACUUGAAAAUGAGGAACUUAAUCAGAAGCUGAAAUUCUUAACUGCAGAAUACAUGUUGAGAGAACAAACUCUUCUUGAUGCCUCAGCAAAUACUCAGAGAUCCUGGCUGGUAGGUGGUAAAGACUGUAGCACACAUCAGCCUGUCACCCCCUCACUGGUGCACAACAAAGAUCAGGCUUUUGUUGCAGCAGCUUCUGGAGACAAAGCCACGUGGCCUGUAGAACUGGAGAAUCUAAAACUUCUUUAUCAAGAAAAAGUCAAUAUCCUUGAUGCUCAAAUACAGUCUCUAAGAAAAGACCUUUCAGAAUCUCAGAAGACAUGCAAAGAUUUGGAAGGAAGGCUGAAACACCAAAAGUCACUGUUUGCAGCCAGAAAUUCUAGCCAGGUUGGUGGUCUGUGCCUGAACUGUGCCCAGCACGAGGCCAUUCUUGCACAGACCCACUGUAAUGUCCACGUGCAGACCAUCGAGAGGCUGACAAGAGAAAGAGAUGACUUGAUGGAUGCACUUGUUUCAGUGAGACAAAGCAUAAAAGAGAUGCAGCAAAGAGCAUCUAAUGCUUGUAAGCAAGUUGAACAUGCUGUGCAAAUGGCAGAAGAGGCCAAUUUUGAAAAAACAAAGGCUCUAGUCCACUGUGAGCAACUGAAAAGUGAGAUGGAACGACAGAAGAAUUAUCUUGAAAAGGAGCUGGCUGCCCAGCUAAAUAAGAGGGCUGAUGAAAAAGAAGCACUGCGGCGAGAAAUGAAGAAGGAAAGGGAGGACUUGGCAGCAAUGGUGACAGCUUUGUCUAAGGAUGUGGCUGUUUUGGAGGCUCAAAUAGAGAGAAUUACAAGGGAAAAGAAUUCUCUAGUUAACCAGUUAGAAGAAUCACAGUGCCAACUUGCAUCUCAUGAAAUGGAGAUGAAUAAGGUGUGUGGAGAAAUGCGCUAUCAGUUGAAUCAAACCAAAAUGAAGAAGGAUGAGGCAGAAAAGGAGCUCAGAGAGUACAGAACAAAAACUAUAAGGGAGCUUGAAAUUAAGGACCAGAAAAUAGAAAAACUGGGAUUAGAGCUCAAUGGGAACAAACAGCGUUUGGAACAAGCCCAGCAGGAUGUGACAGAAGCCAGAGAGGAGUGCCUAAAACUGACAGAACUGCUGAGUAAAUCUGAGCACCAACUGCACCUCACCAGAUUGGAGAAAGAGAACAUUCAGCACAGCAUUAGCAGUGAAGCAAAGGCCCGAGCCCUUCAGGCCCAGCAAAGAGAGCAGGAGCUGACACAGAAGAUGCAGCAAAUGGAGGCCCAGCAUGAGAAAACUGUAGAAGAACUGGAUUCAUUGCUGACCUCCCAGAAUACAUUCAUAGCAAAAUUAAAGGACGAAUGUUUUGUGUUCGCAAAAAAGUUGGAACAAAUGUCAGAAAAAUACAGAUCUGAAGUCAACCAGCUUAGUCAGGAAAAAGAAUAUCUUCAUGGCAGAUUGGAGAAGAUGCAGAAACGGAAUGAUGAAUUGGACCAACAAUGUAUCCAGCAUGGGAGAAUGCAUGAGAGAAUGAAGUCAAGGUUACAGCAGCUUGACAAGCACUGCCAGGCCACUGCCCAGCAGUUAGUGGAGUUGCUCAACAAACAGAAUCAGCUCUUCAAAGAGAAGCACCUGCUUACAGAAGAGGUGCAGUUUCUGCGAACACAGGGGAAAAAAUGGGAUGCAGAUCUCAAACAGGACACAGAUGGAAUGAAGUAAAAACCUGGAAGGAUAAAGAGAAAUGAGCAGAAGUCUGCUCUGCACCUGGCUGAAACUUGUCUGAGGCUCACCCAAAGACACCUCUGCAGAAAACAGGCACACUUGCUAGCUAAUUUCAGCUGGUUUCUAUUUGGUUUUAACUACAGAAUCACAAAUAUUUUGAAGCCUUACCAGCCUACCAAACUUUCUAGGACGACAGCUGAGACUUUUCUGAAAAGACCAGGCUUGCAAGCCAGUUUUAACAGCUAUUAUGUGGUGUGGAUGUCAAUAAUUUGUACAAUGUUUAUAAAAUGUUUUUAUCUAUUUUCAUAAUUGAACAUACAUUUCUGUAUUAUUUACAGACUGAAAUAUCAAUAAACCUAAUAGGUUCUCUAGGUUCCUUGUUCUGUUCUUCUGAAUUCAAGGGAAAGCAUGUGCAGGGGAAGGAGGGAGAAGAGGGCUAUUUGCAAGUGCUGCACAUGUACACUGCCCUCCUUUUUACAAACUCAGUACCAGAAUAUACCUGGGAACUUUAUUCAACAGGAUAUUUGUCACUUCUAUAUAAAAAGUGAGUCCCGACAACUAUUUACUAAUCAGAAAAGUGUAAGAAGAUUGAGAAAUAUUCCACCGAAUGUGGAGGAAUUUCUAUGGGUCAGGUUCCCCUUUAAAACAUUCACUGAACAAGGCCUUUAAGAGAAAAGAGCCCUUGAUUAUUACAGAGGAGCCAUUACAGGAGGUGAUGGGCUCCACACUGAAGUGGUGAAUCUGGACUUUUGCACCAGCACAUAUUCAGGGCACCAGCUGAACUUGCUUCAAAUUAUUGAACUCAGAAUAUUUGGAGGGUACAGGUGGAGGGCUUUUUUUCUGGUUAACUAUGCAAUCAUGUUGUGCAAGGUUACUUUUCAUAUACCCAACUGUUUUAGAAAUAAUUUAUCUGAAUAUUUUGCUAUCUAGUGUAGGAUAAGCUACACACACAUGAGAAAAGUUUCUACAUCUACUUUUUUCAAUGUAGUUGGUAAAGGGGGUGAAAAAAGCGCAAAGAACAGUUCCGCAGCAAUAAAGCUACUUCAGCCAGCAUGAACACAGAAAACAUAACAAAAAUAAGAGUAACAACACAUGCAAUAAAUUACCAUUGGGUGUGGAACACAAUCCUUCCUUCCCUUAUAUUUUAAGAAUUAUUAGUGGUACAGCCCUAACAUCAAAGUGAUUUUUCCUCCCUAUUUCAAUUUCCUGCCAUAUAAAACUGCCAAACACAUCUGAUCACCUCCAUGAACAGCUUCACAGAUAUGACACUGAGCGUGCUAAGAGAGGCCUCAGGUCUUUAAGAAGAAAGGCUGCUGAAGGAAAGCCCUCUCUAGUCAAACUCAGGAUUUUUCACAGUAGUCAGGCUGACAGCUUUUUAAGUACUUUAUAGAUGGUUACGUUUUUACUUUAUAGCUUUUUACUUUAUAGAUGGUUACACAGUUAAGAAUAUACAUUUAUAAAUGUAGGAAAUGCAAACUUUUUCUAUUAUUCCACAGCAUAAAUCUGUGUUUUAAUAGGAGACAGUGCCUAUAGGCUACGUGUGCAAAGCAACUCGGGCACCUAUUCCUGGCACUUAGGCUUCACUGAGACCCUGGAGCACACCGGGACCCUCAACCUUUCUGGACUUGCCUCACCUACCAGGUGGCUUCUGGUGGCCACAUGGAGGGCCCCACUGCCAGCCACCCACGUGCAUGUAUGAGUCUGAUUUCAAAGGGUCCUGGGCUGCCAGUAUAUAUAGCUCGAAGCAGGUUUUUCAUACUCAUCCCAGGCAUAGGUGCAACUAAUGUUUUGCUGGGAGUCCACCAGGAAUAACUUCUCCUGCAGCAGUUACUCUGCUUUGUAGCAAUUAAUAAGUCAUUACAGCACCAGGCCUACCUGUCUCAUAUCCCUCCCCACCUUCCCCUGCUUCUACUUAAGCACUAUAAUCUUGGUUUUACAAAUUCUACAAGUAUCAGACCCGAUGAUCAAAUCCAGGUCAGCACACAGAGCGUGAUUCCACAACAUGGGAUGCAGCCUGACCAGACAGUCCUGUCACUGCUGCAGUUUUGUCCUGGUCACUGACAUCCUGAUAUCACUGAACUAAUGGAUGGCUGUCUCCCUGAUGCUCUUUCCUAUUACAAGGUCGGGGAGGAAAAAAAAGGAGGGAAAAAAGAAAGGAAAAAACCUGAGACCUAGAUGAAGCACCUCUAUUCCUGAGAAGCAUUCACGUCAGACAACAGAAAACCCAUCAGACCCACUGCUUUAGGGACACUCAGCCCUCCAGACUGCCUGGUUCAAAUAGCCCUGGACCAGCCCGUGGGCUUCAAAGAGUCCCACUCUCCAGUGCCCUGCAAAUCCCACCUUCCCUUUCUUCUGUCUCCUUCCCCAAACAUCAUCUAGCUGUGGGAUAUGAGGCCAAGAAUUUAAUCAGAUGAAAAUCACUUAAAUGGUGGAUGUUCUGAUAGGAGCAUAUCUUCAAAAGUAUAACCCAAAUUUACUUUUAUAAGUGACAUACAUCUCACAGAGUUAACAGGAACCACCUGUAUGGAAACAGCCUCGGUCCAAAGCACAGAUACAUUUUGCUUAGUCAUAAAAACUUUUUUUUUUUGACAAUACUGUAACUUAAUCAUUUACAAGCUGAAACUGUUCACCCAGUAUCUGAAAUAUGUCACAGCGAGUUACAGUUAUCACUAGGACUUCACAGCAAAUAAAACUUGUAACUAAACAUGCACAGAUCAUUAUAUAUACAGUGAUAAAAAAAUAAUGAUGUACAUUUUCUUGUAAGAAGAAAUUAAGUAAAUUCUUUGUGCAUUUCAGGAUUGAAACAUCUAACCUAUAUAAAAUUACUUUAAAAUAUGAAGUAAAUAUUUAACCCAAAACUUGAGAAAUCUUUCGUAAUCUGCAAUAUAGCCUUCUCAUUUCCAUUUUUCUUUCUCUGACACAGGACAACUUAAGAAUUUUAUCCUCUAAGAUAUUUAAUAGUAAUGUGCAGAUAUAAAAAAAUACGUCCUCUGUGGCAAGCUUGAACAUAUAUAUAUAUAUAUAUUUACAAUCCUCCAGAACAAAUUAGCAUUAAAAAACACAGAAGUAGCAGAUUGACAUAGUGCUUUAUUUAAGCUGUCUGUACGAAGGAAAAUAAUGUGCAUCCCUAUCAUAUACGUGUAAAAAUACUAAGGAUGUACAGUGUACAAAAACAGUUUCUUGUAGUUAUUUCACAUCCUUGUGGGUCAUAUACUUAAGGAAAUAAACAGUUUAAGUAUGACCAACAGUAAUACGGUUUCUUGGGUUCGUAGUCGUGUCUGCUUAAUAUCCUUAACCAUAUGACUAGAUCUUGCAUGGAUCUAAUGAAAGAACUAGCAAGGUCAAGAAAUGUCACAAACUCUAAAGCUACAGGGAGGUAAUUCAAUUACCAAUUUAGAGGUUUUUAUUUAAAUAAAUACUUUACAUUUCAUGCUUGCCUGUAAUGCACUACCAGGAGCAAGAUAAGGAAAUUCUACUGUAGACAGUACAAACAGUAGCAGCAAAGUGUGUACAUUGAGGUGUAAUAUAUAGACCCUGCAGUUAGUAAGGAAAGACCUUACUUUUGUACUCUAGGAGAAGCACAUGGCCCCUGCAAGAACAGUCAGCUUUAAGAAGCCGCAAGUAAAGAUGGAAAAAAAAAGGUGAAACAAUACUGGAAUAAAUGUUUUUUAAGCAACAGGAAUGUACUGGAAGAUGGAUUAGUGUGGAAAGCGAAGCUGUGUGCAAAACUGCCAAAAUCCAAACAGAAUUGACCUACUUCCUCUGAGAUGGCUGCAGUACAAGAGGGCAUACUGUAUGUCAUGGAAGUCAGUACAAGCUGGAGUAAAGGUCUGAAAUGUACUGUGCUCAAAAGGCUCACCAAGACAACCAGCCACCACCUCCUGUCCAAAUCCAACCACAACCGCAGACAGCAAAAGAGCUUCAAAAGUUUGUCUCAGCACUUCUUGUCCAUUUCUCUGUCAUCUGUUUCUAACACUGGUAAGACAAAAUCCCCUAGGCCUGGGCAGCGAAAGGUGGCUGCUGACUCUGCAUCAUAAACUGGAUCUCUGACGUUUCAGAAGGCAGACAAUGCAAUGCAAAGUGAUGUCUUAAAAGGUUUACAAAUAGUUCACUGCCAGGUCUCUCCUGCAAACCGCACACUACCUGGCCACACAACGGAGAGAAAAGCACAAGGUGUCACUGACACGAGGAGCUGCUGGCCAGUGCCACACACAGCCAGUUGGCCACUUGGCUGGAGGUGGCCUGUGCCAAGAAACUUAUUGCUAUUACAAGCUGAAAACAUAGGGGAGAAUACACAGACAUGUAACACAGAUUUUGAAUCACCAUAGUCUGUGAGUACAAGACCUUUGCAGAGAACUAAUUAAUGCCCGUCUGUUAAGUACUUGGUUAUUUCAGUCACUCACUCACUGUGUCAGUGUAGACAGCUCUACACCACCAGUCCAGGACAGACCUGCAACGCAUUUGCUGCUCUCCUCUCUCUCCGCACAGGGACAACAUCUACACAUCUUUAGUGUUACAGGGUGACAUAAUGAAAUCCUAUGCAGUUAGAGUAUACAUCAUGAUAUAUUUCUAUCUGAUUAUCCAUCCAUUACUAAAGAUAAAACAUGAAACAUGAAAAAUUGUCUAAAUUACUCUGCGUCUUUAGCUGCCUUGCUAAAAUGCCCAGCUACCCCUUGACCAUCCCAGCACAUGCACUGCCAGCAGUGGGCUUCAUGCUUGGGCACUCAACUUUCCACAUCAAGAGGCUAAGGCAUCUGUGUAGGAACAUCUCUCAGACUCAUCUACUCACUCACACAACGCAACCAGGAAUACUCUGCAAUAUCACAGUCUUUGUGGGAGCUAACAAGAGCUGAACGCAGAGAUACUUCCAAUGAUAAUCCCACGGAGUCGGGGGUUCCCGAUGUCGCCUGCAGGGGUGUGCGCGCUCUGUCGCUGUGCCGCGUCACUCCCCAACUCCUAGCACCAAAGGGUUUAUUAUUAAGAUUAUCAUUGCUGAAGAUCAAAGCUAAAGUUUAUGCACAUGUUCUGUUAGAUACAGAUCUUCGGAAAUGGAAAGACGUUUCCCUACCAGUGGAGCGUUUAUUGUGAUGUUUGAAAUUCAGUCAAUCAGGUACCACGGUUACACAUAACCUCCUGGGUUUCAGGACUCUUUUGGCUGAGGGCAAAUCUUCCUUGAGAACGGCUGAUCCCAGAAAUUUACUAUUUUAAUUGUUAAAAUAAAGUGCUUUUCUUGUAA